This is a messenger RNA of Fimicolochytrium jonesii, 1416 nucleotides long. RefSeq names its product mitochondrial carrier domain-containing protein. Bases 1 to 1416 code for a protein of 471 amino acids. The transcript has 7 exons. The record is from RefSeq and is a predicted model, not a curated record. Lineage: Eukaryota; Fungi; Chytridiomycota; Chytridiomycetes; Spizellomycetales; Powellomycetaceae.
AUGUCAUGCACGGGUUUACACCCAGCAGGUCAGGCAUUCGCUCUCUAUCUAAGCCAAGUCGGGAGGCGAACAUUCCUCUCUUCAUCACCCUUCUUCCCCUCCGAACUCAGCUACAACAAUGGACUCCUAACCUGCCUGAUAUCUCCGAACUCGAGCAUGAAGACCGGUCGACCUGUUAAGAAAAGGUUGAGUGGCGAAGGACCAAAGAUCGUCAACCGUUCAACGGCGUCAGACUCUCCCGACCUUACGUACCGUUGGGGGAAGCCUGCGAAAGAAGGCUGGGUCCUGGGCUGGGUCUGUCGAACCUGGGCCAAAACGAACGUCGCGCACAUGGACUUGUCGGGGCGAACCGGGGCAAAGGGGGGGCGAUCACCAGCAGACGCUCGCAUCCCAAGGGAACCCACGAUAAUACAACCAAAUAAGAGCACCAGGAACUCAGAAUCUCAAAGGGAAGAAGCAACACAAAAUGGCGUCGCUCACACCCUUCGGAAACGCGACAGCGGGUGCCUUGGGUGCUCUAUCCGCAAACUUGGCCGUCUUUCCGCUCGACGUGUUCAGACCAAGGAACUGAAAAGCUUGAACCCGGAUCAGCACUAUAAUUCUGCCAUUGAUGCCUUCAUGAAGAUUCUCAACACAGAAGGACCAGCCGGCCUCUACGCUGGGCUUGGUGCCGGCUUGUUCGGAACAGUAGCGAGUGCAUUUUCCUACUUCUAUUUCUACUCUUAUGUUCGAGGGGCAUACCAGAAGAGAGUGUCUCCAGACAUCUCGACAGGCAUGGAGCUGAUAUUGGGAGCCGUUGCUGGCGCCUUGAGCCAGGUCACUACUUUGCCAGUAUCGGUGGUCACAACAAGACAGCAGACGGCAACAAAGGAGGAAAAGCUCACCUUCAUUGGCACGAUGCAAAGGAUCAUUCGUGAAGAGGGACCGGGUGGAUUGUGGAGGGGUCUGCAGGCGUCUCUCGUCCUCUGUGUGAACCCAGCAAUUACGUACGGGUCGUUUGAGAAGAUGAAGAAUAGUUAUCUGGAAAGGUCAGGGAACCCGAAUGGACGCUUGACGGCGGGUCAAACAUUCAUUAUCGGCGCGUUGUCCAAGGCUCUUGCGACCAUUGUCACUUACCCAUACAUUAUGGCCAAGGUGAAGAUGCAAUGGAAGCCACCAAAGCAUGUGCAGAACCUCAGUGAGAAGGAGCGAGAGGCUGUCACCUACAAGAGCUCAAUCGACAUCUUGCAGAAGGUUCUUGUUCGGGAAGGGCUUGCUGGGUGGUACAACGGGCUUCAACCCCAAAUCAUUAAGGCCGUCCUGUGCCAAGCGAUCCUAUUCGUAUCCAAAGACCAGUUCACCAUCUGGACUAUUCUCUUGUUCCGCUUCUUGACAAAGGCGAAGGGUCUAGGUCCGAAACUCGAUGCCACCGCAUAG